Molecule: messenger RNA, 4066 nt
Organism: Planococcus citri (citrus mealybug)
Lineage: Eukaryota; Metazoa; Arthropoda; Insecta; Hemiptera; Pseudococcidae
Exons: 4
Coding region: 770-3739 (989 amino acids)
Biological process (GO): regulation of mitochondrial mRNA stability; chloroplast rRNA processing; mitochondrial RNA processing
Cellular component (GO): mitochondrial matrix; ribonucleoprotein granule
Molecular function (GO): RNA binding
Source: RefSeq, a predicted model, not a curated record
AUCAGUUAUCACUGAUUACUGAUUAGUGAUUAGUAUUUUGAUCAGCUUUAAUUAAACUUUUGCUUUUUAGAUCAACUUGAUCAAUAAUUAUUAGUGGAGCUCUGAAGCUUUCUACACUACGAUAUUAUCGUACUCAAUACAUUCAAGCUUAUUCAUCAGCAGCAGUAUUGAUAUUGAUAGGCUAUAGGCUGACUUUAUGCCGGUAAUAAAUCGACCUUGAUUCAUGAAAAGCAUCGUGUUCGAAAAUUAAUAAUGACUGGAUUCGAUCUCCGAGUAUUUAUGUACAGUAUCUUUAGAUUGAUGGUAAUGGUGAUUGUAUUUCAAUAGUUUCGUCAUUAGAUCACUGCCUAUUUUAGCUAGAAGUCGUCGUCGUUCGUCCUGUCCCAAUUUUUUUUGCCUCAGUUGUUGCCCAAAAUCAGUAAAAUCUCGUGUGAUUCAGUUUUUAUUAUCGUACGAUAUGUCACUGAAGUUACAAUGAACAUCCAUACGUCGAGAAACCAAGAUAUUUAGUGCCUUAUUUGACUUUAACCCGAAGAAAAUUCAAAUUGGGAAUCUUUUACGUUGGGUUAUUCAUAGCCACCGAACGAAGAAAUCUUCGAGAAAGCAAAGCAAAGUAAAAAGCGAAACGAUUUUGUCGAUCCAGUCGUUACCAUACUCUUGUCGAGUUGCGCAGCUACACCUCUCGAGUUUUUAAUUCUGCGGCUAAACCGAAUUCGAACGCUUGCCGAGGUUCGUUGAUCGAAAAGUGUUUCAACGUUCAACUGUAAAAAUGUUUUCCAUCUGCAAAGGUCGCACACAUCUGUCAAAGCAGUUAUAUCAUUUCCGCGAAGGUACCACCAUAAAGAUAUUUUCCAAUCGUCGAGGUUGUAAUUACUUCUCUGAAAAAUCAUAUCACGUGCAAGAAACAGGAACAACUGUGCUUUCAAGCUCACAAGAUCGUGUUGAUUCUCCGAAGUUAGUUCAUUAUACUCAUAAUUCUAAUGUGAAACAGACAUUCCUUAGCCUGUCAAAUAUCGCCAAGUUUUCUAAGGAAUUACGUUACUUGUACACGGAAAGUAAAAAAGAGGGAAUCGCCAACUUCAAGAAACACUCUGAUUUCUCCAGGCAGUUAAAUUUUACGUUAAAAAGCUUCAACUUGGCUGAGGACACUGCUAUUUUGGUGGAAGAAUGGCUCUUACGUUUUGAUUCUUUGGGUGAAAUUGAAGCUGCUACAAUUUCCGGUACGUUCAAUAGUUUAUCAAGAAUGAAUAUUUUUGGUAACGAAUGGAACUCCGAGUAUCGAGAAAGUUUCAAAAGGCUAAUCGUCAGAUUGGCUGUAAAAGGAGACCAGAUAUUAGAUACAAAUAAUCGAGCUUUUUCUAAAUUUAACUCUUGGCAGGUUGCUAAUUGUUUGAAUGCGUUAUCCAAAUGGAAUGUGUUGAACAAUAAUGUAUGGGAAGGUUGUAUUCAAAUUAGUCACCAAAAAAUCAGCAAGGUUGAUUUAUUCAGAUCUGUAAUUAGUGGUUUGAUAUGUCGAGGAGCUCAUUUACUGGGGAAUAAAACAGCUGAUGAAUUUGAUGCUCAAGGUAUCAGUAAUUGUCUAAGUGCACUAUCGAAAUGGAAUAUUAACGAGUUCAACGGAUCCAAGAAAUUCAUCAAUGAAUUAGUAAAACUAGGCAUCAACAAUAUUGAUCAGUUCAAUUCUUUAGCUGUUACAAGCAGCCUGAGUGCUUUGUCCUGUUGGAAUAUAAAUGAUUUCGAAGGUGCCAGAGAAUUCAUCGUACUGCUGUUCGAACAAGGAAGUUCAACCAGUAAUAGAUUCACUCCUCUGAGUAUGGCCAGAACCUUGAACGCAAUAUCCAAAUGGAACGUCGAAGAAUUUCGAGGAGCCAAGGAGUUCAUAAUUCAUUUAAUUCAACAAGGAACUUUGGUGGUGAAUAAAUUCAAUUCCAUGCAGAUCUCGCUCAUUUUGAACGCUUUGUCCAAGUGGAACAUUGAUGAGAUGCAUGAAGCUAGAGGUUUUAUUGUUUCGUUAACCAAAUAUGGAAACUCUAUCAGCGAUACGUUUAAUUACCAAGAUAUCGUUACCUGUUUGAAUGCGUUUUGUAAAUGGAAUAUUGAUGAAUUACACGGUUCCAAACAGUUCAUUGUUCGAUUAAUAAAACGAGGAGGCUCAACAACCCAUGGUUUCGAUGAUCAAGCGAUCGGCAAUAGUUUGAACGCGUUGUCAAAAUGGGACAUUCACAAGUUGGAUGGAAGUAAAUAUUUCAUUAUACAAUUGAUCAGAUGUGGAAUUCUAACAGCUGAUACAUUCGAUUCGUUGAAUAUUUCUACCUCCUUAAAUGCGCUUUCUAAAUGGGAUAUCAAUGAAUUAGAAAGAUCCAGAGAAUUUAUUACUCAAUUAAUAAAACGCGGCCGUUCCAUAAUCGAUAGAUUCACUUCUCAACGAAUUGCUGUCACCUUGAACGCUCUUAUUAAAUGGAACGUCGACGAAUUCGAAGGAGCUCGAGAGUUCAUCAUUGAACUACUAAAGCAAGGAAAUUCUUCAGUUGACAGUUUUGAUGCUCAAGCCACCGCAAAUGUCUUGAAUGCUGUGUCAAAGUGGAAAAUUGAUGAGCUCGAAGAAACUAGAGAAUUCGUCGUUCGUUUAAUUAAACAUGGAAGUUUAACAAUCACCAGAUUCGAUUGCCAGAACGUUAGUAAUUGCUUAAAUGCUCUUUCUAAGUGGAAAAUCAAUGAAUUGGAAGGAGCUACAGAAUUUAUCGCAGAACUGGUCAAACAAGGCAAUUCAGUUUCUGGUGAAUUCAAUUCGCAAGAGGUCGUUAAUAGCUUGAAUGCUCUAUCGAAGUGGGAUAUCGUUGGGAUACGAACAGCUCGAGAUUUUAUCAUCAAUUUAAUAAUUCGCGGAAGUGCUAUCGUUGAUGAAUUCAGUCCUCUAGGAAUUUCCGCCGGUUUGAACUCCGUAUGUGAAUUGAACAUUUUUGACGUUGAGAAAUGGAACGAUGAUCAAUCGAAAACCUUCAAACGUUUCAUUAUAAAACUUGCAAAAAAAGGCACCGAAAUAUACAGUGAGUUUGAUUCUCGAAGCGUCGAUGACAUAUUCGAUGCUUUUUCAGAACUAAAAAUUCUGAGUAAAGAAAAAUGGACGCUAGAUGAACAGAACGUAUUGAAGAAUUUCCUUGUCAGUAUUUCUAGUUUAGAUGAUUUGUGUAAAAAAUGUACUCUGCCGGAGAUUUCAAGAAUUUACAGAACGAUAUCUGAUUGGAAUAUUCUUCAAAAUAAUGAAUUCGACUCGAAACAGAUUGAAAAAUUCGUAGAUCUCGUCAAUAAUCUGGAAAAGGGACUUUCCAUUCUUGGAAAUGACCAGAGUUUGGUAAAACCUGACGUUAAUAUCAAAUUUGCCGUUCAAAUUAUCAAAGAUUUACCUGAGCUAAAGUCUAAAAAUCUUAUUCUGUCUGAAAAUCAGUUACUGGUUUCGUUGAUGUGUUGUUUGAGUAGUAAUGUGGAGAAAUGCGAAUCUUCCGAGUUGAAGAAAGAUUUGGUUCAAAGAAGUAUUUUAACUGGGUUGCAUGAUCUUCUAAAAAUGACCGAUGAAUUGGAAGAUAGACGUAGUUUAAUAGGAGCAUUUGAUGAGAGUUUAUCUAAAAUAUACAAUAAGCUGGUUGGAAUUGAUUUGAAUCAUAUUGAUGAAAUAGUAGAUGUGGUUUAUAAAUUUGAUAAAUUACAAGUAAUUCGAGAUAUGCAGUUUUUGUCCAAGUAAAUGAUCGUUUUUAAGCUGUGUUAAUUCAGGUUUGGAAAUUUCUUUCGUGGAACGUGUGAUUUUUUGAUUUUAGAGGAAUUGCUAUUUAAAAUUGAAAUAUCAAACACAUCUGAAAUGUACAAAAACGAAGGAUUUUUUCUAUUCUGUUCAAAUUAUUUUGUAUUACCUGUGUUUUAUUUUCAUAGUGUACAUACUUUGUAAGUAAUGUAAGUAGGCCUAUGUAAAUUUCAGAACUUCCUAUUGUUAUUAUUCAAGUGUUCAUUUAAUUGUCUGUUGUUUUGUUCCGGUUGUAAUUUUCAAUAAAUCGAUUGAUUUCACUGUUGAAAA